CUGAUCCCCUCACCUAGUCUCUCACCGUCCCGACAUCGCAGAUUAUGGCCUGACCGACCUGUUGUGGAUUUUUUGGUUGGCAUGUUCCUCCAAGAAAUAAAUCGACUCCACGAGAUGAUCUACCCCCCAUCUUUCCAGAGCAAAUAUACCGCGUGGUGGGGCACACAGGACCAGGGAAAUCUGUCAGGGGACUAUAAUAUGUCGGAUGAAGAUAUGAAUUUCGGAUUGCUGGUGAUUCGAAUCUGUCUCGUCAGCGUCCAGUGUCUUCCACAUGCAAAGUUUCCCAUUGAAGGGGUAACCAAAACGUCCCCACGUCACCUAGAGCAAUGGCUUUGCUCCAUAGCUGAUGAGAUUGAUAAGUCACUACAGUCAAAAAAGCCUUCUUUGGUGACAGUCCAGCAUCGCUUUUAUCAUGUAUACUAUUUGAAAGCCCAAGCUCGGAUCCGGGAAUGCUGGUCCAUUCUCAGUGCUACCGUCAAGGAUGCACAUGAAGUAGGUCUGCAUCUGAAGGAUCCUGGUAUUCCAGUCACAGAGUUAGAGAUGGAGAUUCGCCGCCGAACAUUUUGGACUUUAUACAUAAUGGACCGGUUUAUGUCUGCCUUUUUCGGACAUUGGCCACUUAUCCCCGAAGGAUACUUUGAUAUUGAACCACCUUAUGAUAACCUACAAACACUCACCAUCAACCCCUAUCUUCUCACCCCAUUUACCAAUCGAGUGUUUGUCGUGAAAAUAGCUCGUUUCCUAUCUGCAUUCAUGAGCCCACCCUCCUGGCAACACGACCGCGUCGACUCCAUCGUAAUCGCAGACUUCACACAGCGAUUCCAACAAGUCAUUAUCGACCCACUCCCCCAAGCAUUCUGGUUAGAGAACCCCGACCUAACAUGGGAUUCCGUUGAUCUCGCCAUCCCCAGUAAGAGGGAGAUGCUCCACCUAGCCAUCUGGGCCACAAAAGCCUCCCUCUACAAAGCCUUUGCAGACCCAUGCCGCAGCCUCCAGCAGCCAAAGAACCCAGUACUGAAAAACGGCAGUGAUCUGCUUGCGCUCGCACAUCGCCGGACUCUGAUGGAUACAACAUGCAAAGUGAUAACAUCAAUUAGUAAAUUAUAUAUGCUUCUUGGCGACGAGGAAGCUGGCUCGACGGAGAAGUUAUUUCUACUUCCGACAUGCCUCGUUGAAGCUCUCGCCACUCUAGGCGUUUGUUUACUUUCCAUCCAGGCCGAUGAGAGGGUCCUUACCCUGGACGGCAUCCAGUUUGUUACUGAUCCUGGUCUGCCACAAAUCUACUCGGCCUUUUUCGACGGGUAUGGUCUUCUCUGUCGCCAAAGUCCACGACAUGCGAUCGCGAGAAAAGGAGUAAACAUGCUAAAAAGUCUUGAUGGGUCAUUACGUGCUUCAAUCCGGAGCGCCGAUAUACUUGAUACCCAUAACCAGGCGAUGCUGGGCAUGGGGUCUCUUGUGGGAGGACAGGGAUUGGAAAGUGGACGCUUUCAACUAGAGCAUGCGUUGGUUUCACUACAUAGUCAUGGUGACGAUGGCCCUCGAGGAGGGCCAUUCUUUCCGGUACCUGAAUGGUUACCUGCAUUUUUAGCGUCACCGGGUCGAGCAUGGUUGUUUCACGGAGACAUGGCCUUUGGAGAAUUGAUGGCAUGA
Molecule: messenger RNA, 1650 nt
Organism: Penicillium verhagenii
Lineage: Eukaryota; Fungi; Ascomycota; Eurotiomycetes; Eurotiales; Aspergillaceae
Product: fungal specific transcription factor domain-containing protein
Exons: 2
Biological process (GO): DNA-templated transcription
Cellular component (GO): nucleus
Molecular function (GO): DNA binding; zinc ion binding
Source: RefSeq, a predicted model, not a curated record